AUGGGUCCUGUUGAGUCUGCAAACGACCUUCUGGGCGACUUCCAUGCGUACCAUGUUGCUAGCAGUAAAUUGCACGAGUUUGAGGCCGUCAAUAUGCGUCGACUGGAGCUCACCAGAACCGUCGCGCAUCUCGUUACUGUUCUCCAGCUGAUCGAGGAAUCGGAACAUAAACACAGCCAGACGGUGGCAGAACUCGCCCAGACGCGCAAAGCUAUCAAACAGAAACAGCAGAACCCGCUAACCGCCAGAUCUGCGGUCCCACGCGUCUCAAGACCGCCGCUCAAAUCGUCGAUCCCUGUUUCCACCACCCCUCGCAGACCAUCGCCUACAAAACUCGGCACUCCGCUUAGUGCGCGCGUGAGCACUCCGUUGAGCGUGCGCAAGAACCUGCUCAAAGUCGUCAAGACUCCGCAAUUGACCCCAGCAAAGACAACGUCGAUCUUUGACGACGACGAAGACGGCGACGACGCGUUGCCAGACCUGCAGACCGUGUCGCGGCCCAAAGUCCAGCUCAAACGCAAAGCCGUAGAGUACUCUGCGCCGGAUUCGUCGCCGUCCAAGGAAAAUGACGACGAGCACACCUCGCCCAUCUACAAACGGAUCAAACAGACCCAGGAAAAACACACAGCCGUGUACCAGCCGUCCAAUGUGUUUAGUCCGGUGAAAAACCGCAACGAGGGAUUCAAAAAUAGUAUUUUUGGUCGGUGA
This is a messenger RNA of Ogataea philodendri, 708 nucleotides long. RefSeq lists its product as uncharacterized. Lineage: Eukaryota; Fungi; Ascomycota; Pichiomycetes; Pichiales; Pichiaceae. The transcript has a single exon. Bases 1 to 708 code for a protein of 235 amino acids. The record is from RefSeq and is a predicted model, not a curated record.